Molecule: messenger RNA, 2248 nt
Organism: Glycine soja
Lineage: Eukaryota; Viridiplantae; Streptophyta; Magnoliopsida; Fabales; Fabaceae
Product: DExH-box ATP-dependent RNA helicase DExH16, mitochondrial-like
Exons: 16
Coding region: 202-1899 (565 amino acids)
Biological process (GO): RNA catabolic process; mitochondrial RNA 3'-end processing
Cellular component (GO): mitochondrial degradosome
Molecular function (GO): hydrolase activity, acting on acid anhydrides; RNA helicase activity; ATP binding
Source: RefSeq, a predicted model, not a curated record
UGCACCAAACGGUGCCUUGGGUUCGGGUCUUGUUGAGAGGUUGAAGAGGCGGGAGUAAGGUUCGCAGGUUGUGUGGUCAAAGGAAGCAACGUUUUCGAUCCAUCCUCCGUUACCGCAAUCGCACGUUCCCCACCUUUCUUCUCCUUUUCUUAUUCUAUCCACAUUCACAUUCACACUCUCUUCCCAACCCAAUAACAAACAAUGGCUUCUUUUCUUCUUCGCCGCAACCGCAACCUAUUCGCUCGCUCUCUACUCGGAAAUAAGGAGCCUUUUCGUCCAUACUUUCAGUUAAAGUUUCGAAGUUUAGGUGGUGCUGCAAACAAGGUGCACCCAUAUAGCAGCUGCAAUGGUCCCAUCAGAAAUGAUUUUACUGAUUUGACUUGCCCUCAUACAUGGUAUCCACAGGCCCGAAGGAAACAUCGCAGGGUUAUCCUGCAUGUUGGUCCAACAAAUAGUGGUAAAACACAUCAUGCUUUGAAGCAACUUGAGUCAAGUGCUUCUGGUGUAUAUUGUGGUCCUUUAAGAUUGUUGGCAUGGGAGAUAGCAAAACGGUUGAACAAGGCACAAGUUCCUUGUGAUCUCAUUACAGGUCAGGAAAGAGAGGAAGUUGACGGUGCCAAUCAUAAGGCUGUUACAGUUGAAAUGGCUGAUCUAUCAGCUGAUUAUCAAUGUGCUGUUAUUGACGAAAUUCAGAUGAUAGGGUGUACUACAAGGGGAUAUUCAUUCACACGUGCUUUAUUAGGAAUUGCUGCUGAUGAACUUCACCUUUGUGGUGAUCCAGCUGCUGUGCCCCUUAUUCAGGAGAUAUUGAAAAUUACUGGUGACGAGAUUGAGGUUCAAUUUUAUGAGAGACUGUCACCUUUAGUCCCACUAAAUGUUCCUCUUGGAUCUUUCUCUAAUGUAAGAAAUGGUGAUUGCAUUGUAACCUUUUCACGUCAGGAGAUAUACAAAUUGAAGAAAAGAAUUGAGAAAGAAGGAAAGCAUCUUUGUUCAGUGGUUUAUGGAUCACUGCCCCCAGAGACUCGAACAAGACAGGCAAGCAUGUUCAAUGAUGCUAGUAGCGAGUUUGAUGUUCUUGUGGCCAGUGAUGCCAUUGGAAUGGGUCUUAAUCUAAACAUCUCUAGGAUCAUAUUUUCAACCAUGAAGAAGUUUGACGGUUUUGAGGUGCGGGAUUUGAGUGUACCUGAGAUCAAACAGAUUGCAGGGAGAGCUGGUAGAUAUGGAUCAAAUUUUCCUGUAGGAGAAGUAACGUGCAUGGAUGAAGAGGAUCUACUCUUGCUCCAUUCAUCUUUGAAUUCUCCAUCACCCAUUUUAGAGCGUGCUGGCUUACUUCCUACCUUUGAUCUGAUGUAUAUGUAUUCACGAUUACACCCAAGAAAUGGUUUCUAUCAAAUACUGGCGCAUUUUCUUGACCAUGCGAAAUUGUCUGAAAAUUAUUUCAUUGUCAAUUGUGAACAAUUACUGAAAGUGGCUGCUGUUAUUGAUGAGCUUCCCCUUGGAUUACAUGAGAAAUACCUUUUCUGUAUCAGCCCAGCUGACAUGGAUGAUGAAAUUUCAUCUCAAGGCCUAACACAGUUUGCAGAGAAUUAUGCAAAGAAAGGCCUUGUCAGGCUUCGAGAAAUAUUUACACCAGGAUCACUCAAAGUGCCCAAGACGCCAGCUGCUCUUAAGGAGUUGGAAUCCAUCCACAAGGUCUUGGAUCUGUACGUUUGGUUGAGCUUUCGGUUGGAAGAAUCUUUCCCAGACCAUGAGCUGGCCGUAUCCCAAAAGGCCAUUUGCAGCAUGUUGAUUGAGGAAUUCCUAGAAAGACUCGGGUGGCAAAAGCCAAUGGCUAGAAGGUUGGCUUCUCAUAAAAUGUCAAGUCCCCUAUUAUCCCAACACAUGAGGAAAUGCCUUUAAGUGCAUGUUUGGAUACACAUUUUCAAACAACCGAUUAUCAUCCAGCCAGAAGCUACUAUCAAUUGAUUCUGUCUCUUUCUUGAAUUUGAUGUGAAAAUAACAAAGGAGGUGCGUUCGGAAGGUGUGUUAAAAAACACCGGAAGUUAUUCCCUUCCCGUGCCAGUGCCACAAUCCCGUGUUAAACAUUACACAAAUUUCAGUAACAAGAUCAAAUAUGUUGUACAUUUUUAGGUUAUUUUUUUACCUUUUUCUACGUCUUAGUGGUUUUUUUUUUAUCAGGAUAUGUUUAUACACAUUCGAUAAUGCUUCAUCUAAAUGGUUAUUGAUUAUUUUAUUAUUUUUUUUCCCC